Messenger RNA from Oncorhynchus mykiss (rainbow trout), 6662 nucleotides. RefSeq names its product fatty acid CoA ligase Acsl3. Gene Ontology annotation, biological process: long-chain fatty acid metabolic process; long-chain fatty-acyl-CoA metabolic process; neuron differentiation. Gene Ontology annotation, molecular function: long-chain fatty acid-CoA ligase activity. NCBI's taxonomy places the organism in Eukaryota, Metazoa, Chordata, Actinopteri, Salmoniformes, Salmonidae. The record is from RefSeq and is a predicted model, not a curated record. Gene Ontology annotation, cellular component: lipid droplet; plasma membrane; endoplasmic reticulum.
CUGCCUUGACAACGUUUCGUUUCCCCAUCACUUCCGGGCUGAUAACAAGGGCCGUUGAUGCCUGCAGAUUUUCAUUAAAAUAUCUUAGUUUAAUAAAUACAUUGGCGCCAUAGCUGUGAUGUUUUGGGAGUGAUUUGGUCACAAAGCCUACAAAUGAGGUUGGUGUAUUGACGAAAUUCUUCCAAGAGACGCAGGAAUAGAGGAUGAUGAAGAGGCGAGCUGACUAAAACCAAGCUGUCUGUCAGUCCAUCCAACAAACAGAUCUAUCAGAGGAACCACCAGUGCAUGAGAAGGAACACAAUCAGUUUUCGAAAGAAGUGUUGGGGUGUAUCCCUCACACUUCCUGCCCCACCCACCUCAACUCAGACUCCACCCCGUGACCCCUGACAUCCAAGAUGAAACUAAAAGAGGACAUGAACCCACUGCUGCUGCAGGUCUUCCGCUCGGUUGUCUGGGUCUACUCUGUCAUCACCUUCCUGCCCUGGUACCUGCUCUCGGGCGCAGGAGCCAACCUAGACCGGGCGCGGCGGGUCAAGGCACGGUCAGUGAGCGGUCGCCCGGCGGGCCCUUACCGGGCGACCAACCAUGAGGAUGGUAGCCAGCAGAAGCUGGUGUCUUCCUUGCACCCAGGAGUGGACACCCUGGACAAGGUGAUGGAGCAUGGAGCGGCCAGGUUCCCAGAGAGGAACUGCCUGGGCACGAGAGAGGUGCUGAGCGAGGAGGACGAGCUCCAACCCAACGGGAAGGUCUUCAAGAAGGUGAUCCUGGGGGAGUAUCAGUGGAUGUCGUAUGAGGAGACCUAUCAGGCAGCAGUGUGUUUUGGCAGUGGGCUGGCCGCGCUGGGCCAGAGACCUCAGUGUAACAUCGCCAUCUUCUGUGAGACCAGGGCCGAGUGGAUGAUAGCAGCACAGGCCUGCUUCAUAUACAACUUCCCAUUGGUGACGUUGUACUCUACUCUGGGCGGAGCGGCCAUUGCCCACGGUUUGAACGAGACUGAGAUCACCCACAUCAUCACCAGCAAAGACCUGCUACACAGCCGUCUCAAGGACAUUCUGUUGGAGGUGCCUCGGCUGCAGCACAUCAUCGUGGUGGACAGUAAGCCAACCAGUUGGCCCGGCUUCCCCCGCGGCAUCAUGGUCCACAACAUGGAUGCCGUGCAAGAGCUGGGCUCCAGACCCGACAACAUGGCGGUGGCGCGCCGGCGGCCCGUGCCCUCUGACAUCGCUGUCAUCAUGUACACCAGCGGCUCCACGGGCAUCCCCAAGGGCGUCAUGAUCUCCCAUAGCAACAUCAUCGCGGGCGUCACAGGCAUGGCAGAGCGCAUCCCAGACCUGGAUGAGACAGACACCUACAUUGGGUACCUGCCACUGGCCCAUGUUCUGGAGCUGAGUGCAGAGAUGGUGUGUAUCUCUCACGGCUGUUGCAUCGGAUACUCCUCCCCACAGACGCUAGCAGACCAGUCGACUAAGAUUAAGAAGGGCAGUAAAGGAGACACCAGUGUUCUAAAACCUACACUCAUGGCUGCUGUACCGGAGAUCAUGGAUCGGAUCUAUAAGAAUGUGAUGACCAAGGUGGAGGAGAUGAGCAGUGUGCAGAGAACCCUCUUUGUGUUGGCCUACAACUACAAGAUGGAACAGAUCACCAAGGGCUACAAGACCCCGCUCUGUGACAGUCUUGUGUUUAGGAAAGUGCGCUCGUUGCUGGGGGGUCACAUGAGGGUGCUGUUGUCAGGCGGAGCGCCCCUCUCCGCUGCCACCCAGCGCUUCAUGAACAUCUGUCUCUGCUGUCCCGUGGGCCAGGGCUACGGCCUCACCGAGACCUGCGGAGCUGGCACCAUCAGCGAGAUGUGGGACUACAGCACAGGCCGGGUCGGCGCUCCUCUGAUCUGCUCCGAGAUCACCCUCAAGGACUGGGAGGAGGGCGGUUACUACAGCACAGACAAGCCACACCCGAGAGGGGAGAUUGUAAUCGGCGGGCCCAACGUGACUAUGGGUUACUACAAGAACGAGGUGAAGAACCGCGAGGACUUCUUCGUGGACAGCAACGGCCAGCGCUGGUUCUGUACAGGAGACAUCGGGGAGUUUCACCCAGACGGGUGUCUCAAGAUUAUCGAUCGUAAGAAGGAUCUGGUGAAGCUCCAGGCUGGGGAGUAUGUGUCUCUGGGGAAGGUGGAGGCCAUGCUGAAGAACUGCCCUUUCGUAGACAACAUCUGCGCCUACGCAAACAGUGACCAGUCGUACGUGAUUGGCUUCGUGGUGCCCAAUCAGAAGCAGUUAAUGGCGCUGGCAGAGCAGCGAGGGUUACGGGGCAGCUGGGAGGAGAUCUGUAACAACCCUGACAUGGAGAGAGACGUUCUCCACAUCAUCACAGAGGCCGCUCUGUCAGCCAAACUGGAGCGCUUUGAGAUUCCGAGGAAGAUCCGUCUGAGUGCAGAGCCUUGGACACCGGAGACUGGCCUGGUGACCGACGCAUUCAAACUCAAACGCAAGGAGCUCAAAUCACACUAUCAGGAAGACAUCGAGAGAAUGUACGGUGGCAAGUAACACACACGCACACACAGGCAUACGCAAGGAAUCUAACACACGCUAUCUAGAUGACAUGAAAACUGGAGAGAAUGUACGGCGGCAAGUUACACACAAACAGACACAGCCCCCCACCCCCCCACCUUCCCAAGACAGAGGGGCCAAGCCAGUUGGAGGAGCAUCAGUUGCUUGUCUUCGUCAAAAGUUUUUCGGGGUCUGUGUGUUGCUAUGACGACGCUGGCAUCAUGGCGUGACUCGGCCGUGACACGGAAAAUGACACGUUAAUCUUGUCCCGCUCCUCUCCUCCUUUUCUCCUUCCCUUCUCUCUCCUAUCCUCCAUCUAGCAUGUUCUUCGGCCUCUGUGUGUAGUCCAGACACCUGAUAGUAGAAAGGAUGUUUUUUUUUGUGUGAAUGUGGCCUGGAUCGUGUUCAUUAGGCAUCAAACGGAAGAAAACUGACUGAAACAGGGAGGGACUACCUGAACUUGUCCAACAAGAAACGUUUUGCUAUGUUGUGCACUAAUGAAUACGACUCUGAAAAAUGAGGCCCUUCGGUUUAAACGUUCCACAUCCAGGUUUGAAUCUAUGCAGGGAUCCCUUUUAUUGUAUAAAUGUUUUGGGAUGUGGUGAUGUUUUGUUCAUGUUUCGUUGUCUUUCUUUUUUUAACGUAAUCGGUUUGUCUUGGUUCGUUUCCGAAACCUAUUCGAUGAACAUCUUGUGUCUGAGAGAAAUUAGUGUUUUGCGAAACCAUAAGAUUUUUGUAACGCAACUCGCAUUUUUUAUUUGCUUUCCUUAUUUCUUGUUUUUUUCUGAAUGGUUUGUUUCUCAUUUAUCUGUUACCAAACUCACAUUUCCCUCGUCUGCCUCUAGGUCCUGAAGGUUGCUUCUAUUCUAUGGAAGAGUAUGUGUUUACUGACUUGACUAGAUUAAGUCCUAUGUCACUCUGUUACAGAGUGCCAGUGAUGGAAUCUCCUCCCUGCUCUGUGCCCAUGUGUGGCUACGGGCUGAUGUGAUGUGCCUGGGUUGGCUGGUGGAACCUGUUUCUCGUAAUGUAGCCUGAUCCUGGAUCGGUUUUUACUUUAGCCACCUCCUCUUGACUAUUUGUGAGAUGUCAUGAGUUGACCCAGGCAAGAAAUUAUCUGGGACCAGGUAAGUAAUGAUGGGGGGGGGGGGGGGGCUACGGGGAAGUAGGAUGCAGUUGCCCUGUAAAGCUGAUCGAAGUUUAGUUUCUCUUCCCUGUGGUUGAGGCUAGGAUGGGGAGAGGACAAGCUGAACCUUGAUCUGUGCCUAAAGGGCAACUUCUCAGCACGCGACACCAAUCCUACUGUGUCACUUAACCAGUAGGAGGCCGUCUCUGCCACUGGUUCAUCUUUGAAACAUAAUCUGUAUAGUAAUGUCCAAAUUUACAGGGGUGUGUAUGUGUGAUUUGUGCUGAUGUUUGUGUGUGUGUGUGUGUGUGUGUGUGUGUGUGUGUGUGUGUGUGUGUGCGCGCGUUCGUUCUCUGACCGUGAGCUUGUUCCAAGUUCCCUAUGUCUCUGUGAAGCCCGCUGCAUGCCAACCCCACCUGACCUGUAGAAGUCUGUUACCUUUCAAUGUUUCCUCCAGCAAAACGAUGUUACAUACACAGUGUCCUGCUAAACCAGGUCUGUGGCUCCAUAAACCAUGUUAUCACCUGGACGAUCUGGUUCCAUAAAACCACGUAGAUUGUCUUUAUUGACAUUGUGUACCGCAUGGACGUCUCCUAAGAGAGCCAAUGGCUCCCAGUCCAGAUCUGUAGCCGUUUGCCUUUUUUUAGUUGCUCUUCGGCAGACUGUGUGUGUGUGUGUCAUCCAACGGUAGUCCUAUCUACCCCGAUAUCCCUGUUCGUAUUACAGGAAUGCAUUGUCCUAUUUCUUUGUCAUAGCUCUAGUUACUGUUGCUAUUAUUGAUGAAAUAUGAAAUGCAGAUUGAAUGUGCAAUAUUUAUACGAAAUACAAAUUCUAAAACCUAAAGUAUGUAAAGGAAAAAUGCACAGAGAGAGCGAGCCCCUUCACAGUGUAUGAAUGUGUGGGUGCGGGGCCUGUCUCUUUCCAAUUAAAUGUACAAAGAGAACCUGGAGGACAGGCGGACGGACAGAAAACAUUGUUGUAGAAGUAGUAACAUAUAGCCUCUUUACGGUGUGAUAUUAGUGCCAACAGAAAUGUAAUCUGAAUUCAAUCAUCUUGAAUUCAUUCAGAUUUGUCGGCAGUAAUAUGACUCUAUACUUAUUUUUCUGUAUUGUGAAAGUACUGUACCAAUUAUAGUAAUGAAGACUAAUAUUUUGGCCUUGUAAAAGAAAAAUACAAUGGUGAAGAAUAAGGCACUACAGGUGAACAGAUGUAUGUCUCCGGGAAGUUAUUUGGGUUGCAUGAUUCCUUGUGAAUGCACUAUAUACAUUUGUGACGUAUAAUGUAUUCAGAAAUAAAGUCCAAGAUGAAAAGUCAUGUGGGCAAUUCCAUAUGAGAUUUGCUCAGAGAUAUGUCAUCCUUGGAAAGGUACUUUGGGGUAAGGAGGUUUGGCAUACCUUUUUAAAGUUGAAAUCAUUGAUUUAAAAGUUGGAAAGUUCAUGACAUUUUUGCUUUGCCCCAGGCCUUUUGAAGAUAUGACCCAUUUUAUACAUUAAUGGACGUUAUAGGACAUAACCAACUGUGCAAAUCACCAGCAGAGGGAGUUCUGGAUCCGUUCCCACGUGAACUGUGUUGUAGAUGCUCCAAAAAGAGAUCAUCAUUUCAAAAGUAGCAGAGCGACCACUCUGGAAAUGUUAUGUACUUGUAGAGUAUAUUGUUUUUAAACCAUUUCCAAUACUGAACAAAAUUCAAAAAGGGGACUUUUUGAGACAUUUACGAUAAGGCCCGGGUAAGGCCAAAAUUUCACACAUUUCCCAACUUUUAAAUGAGUUAUUUCUCAAUAAUUAUUUUGGGUACAGAUGUCAAUGGUAUUCCAGACAAAAUGAAGUUUUUAUUGAUUUCAUUUCAGGAAGAUUAAAAGCAUCAUAAAUGUCUCUGGGCCAAUCUCGUUUGGAAUUCCACGUACAUUAAAGGCUGCCAUAAAUGUAUUGUCUGCAAAUGAAUUACUGUGUAUGAGCAAUGUACAGUAUAUACCGUAGAAGAAGAACGGCUUGGAUAUUUAGCACAAGGGAUAUUUCAGCAUUUGAAAAGGACCCUCGGUUUUGGGAAGUAGUCCAAAACACUGAUAAUGUUAUGAACGAGGAACCCAGGUGCAGGCUGGUUCCCGUUCUUCUUACAGUUCCUGAUAUUUCAUUGGUUCUUUGUAUUCAAUUUACCAACCAAUGUCUGUCCAGUCUGCUGCUUUGCUAUCCCAUACCAGGCCACAAUUGGUUAAGAAGAUUUGUUCAUAGGAAUAUACAAAGUGCUGUAUCUUGAGUGUUUCUCUGAGGUUAUACGCACAGACAUAUACACAUACAUACACACACGCCUACAUACACUACCAUUCAAUGGUUUAGGGUCACUGAGAAAUUUCCUUUUUUUUUGCAAGAAAAGCAAAAUAUUUUGUUUAUUAAAAUAACAUAAAAUUGAUCAGAAAUACAGUGUAGACAUUGUUAAUGUUGUAAAUGUCUAUGGUAGCUGGAAACGGCAGAUUUUAUAUGGAAUAUCUACAUAGCCGUACAGAGGCCCAUUAUCAGCAACCAUCACUCCUGUGUUACAAUGACAUGUUGUGUUAGCUAAUCCAAGUUUAUUGUUUUAAAAGGCGAAUUGAUCACGGUAGUGUACAUACCUACAUACCUACAUUACAUGUCUUAGUAGUGAAGUCAUCCACUUUAACUACUGAUGUACCUAAAGACAAGGAACAAAGUUUGGUGUACAGAUUAAUUUGACCUCUCGCAUUGUUUCUCAUAGUAAAUAUGUUGGAAGGGGAGGGGUUAAUAUGAUCAAAUUUCCUAAAGAUAUACCAGUUGUGCAGGUGUAAAACCUCAUUUAAACCUAUUUGGUCUUUGUUGUUCACCAGUUUUUUGGGGUGGGUCUUUUUCCUUCUCGUUUAGCGUGGGUUACUGGCCUUGUGACAUCAUGGGCUGUUUGCAAAUGUUUCCUUCCUUAUUUAUUGGUAAUUUGGCCUUGGAAAAUUGUCAUGAAAAUAAAAGUUGUGAUUGGUCUAAAAAUGCCCA